This is a messenger RNA of Rattus rattus (black rat), 1288 nucleotides long. It is a transcript of the gene Tnnt1, whose product is annotated as troponin T1, slow skeletal type. The transcript is spliced from 13 exons. Gene Ontology annotation, biological process: slow-twitch skeletal muscle fiber contraction; sarcomere organization; regulation of muscle contraction. Gene Ontology annotation, molecular function: tropomyosin binding; troponin T binding. Lineage: Eukaryota; Metazoa; Chordata; Mammalia; Rodentia; Muridae. The coding region runs from base 51 to 1073 and encodes 340 amino acids. The record is from RefSeq and is a predicted model, not a curated record. Gene Ontology annotation, cellular component: troponin complex.
UCUCAUGGACCUGUCACAAGACAAAAGAAGACAGCUGUGGUUACUCCAGGAUGUCAGACACCGAAGAACAAGAAUAUGAGGAGGAACAGGCAGAAGAUGAGGAAGCAGUGGAGGAAGAAGCCCCCGAGGAGCCGGAGCCGGUGGCAGAGCGAGAAGAAGAGCGCCCCAAACCCAGCCGUCCUGUGGUUCCUCCUUUGAUUCCUCCGAAGAUUCCAGAAGGGGAGCGUGUGGACUUCGAUGACAUCCACCGGAAGCGCAUGGAGAAAGACUUACUGGAGCUGCAGACGCUCAUCGAUGUGCACUUUGAGCAGCGGAAAAAGGAAGAGGAGGAACUCAUUGCGCUAAAAGACCGUAUUGAGAGGCGUCGCGCAGAGAGAGCUGAGCAACAGCGCUUCAGAACAGAAAAGGAGCGAGAACGCCAGGCCAAGCUGGCGGAGGAGAAGAUGAGGAAGGAGGAGGAGGAGGCAAAGAAGAGAGCAGAGGAUGACGCCAAAAAGAAGAAGGUUCUGUCCAACAUGGGGGCUCAUUUUGGGGGCUACCUGGUCAAGGCAGAACAGAAGCGUGGGAAGCGACAGACUGGUCGGGAGAUGAAACUCAGGAUCCUGUCUGAGAGGAAAAAGCCCUUGAACAUCGACUACAUGGGGGAGGACCAGCUCCGGGAGAAGGCCCAGGAGCUGUCAGAGUGGAUCCACCAGCUGGAAUCGGAGAAAUUUGAUCUGAUGGAGAAAUUGAAGCAACAGAAAUAUGAGGUGAGAUCUACCUGCCUCUGUUGGGGCCCAGGCUGGGUGAGAGGUGUUGCAGGCGGGUCCCUGCCUGGGUAUCUACCUAGCCUGGUUUCCUGCUCCACAGAUCAAUGUGCUGUACAACCGCAUCAGCCAUGCCCAGAAAUUCCGAAAGGGGGCUGGGAAGGGUCGAGUUGGAGGCCGCUGGAAGUGAGACUGCCAGAACAUGUCCCACUGUGUGGAGCCCAGGAGCCACCGGAGUGUGUCCCAUCUGUAACUCAAAAUAAAGGGUCCUCUGGCAUCUGUUUAAGUUCUCAGGGUUGUUAUUAUGUGUCUGGCUGUGUGGGUUGACUGACAUCUCCAUAUUGCCUGGGAGAGUCACCCACUGUCAUUAAAGAGAUUUUGAGCGCAUGGCUGGGAGUACAGUUUGUCUAGCACUCAUGACACCUUGAGUUAAAUCUCCAGUUCUGCUUAAACUAGAUAUGAUGGUGAGUGACUGUAAUCCCAACAUUUGGGAACUGGAGACAGGAGGGUCGGGAUUUCAAGGUCAUCCCUUGGCUAUAGAG